AUGUUAGAAACACAAAUUUCGCAAGUGGCACAACAACAAGCACCUAUUACUGGCCCUGCAGGUACAUUUCCUAGACAGCCACAACCAAACCCGAAAGGUUAUGCAAAUGCUAUAAUACUACGAAGUGGGACAGAAUUAUACGGACCAACCGACCCUAGAAUUCAAAAUCCAGCCAUGCACCAAGACCCUGGUAAAAUAACUAAGAAGGAAGACGAACUGAAGGAAAAUAAAAGAGAGGAGGCCAUAAAGAAAGAAGAAUCAUAUGUGCCUCCACCACCGUAUAAACCUCAUAUCCCGUAUCCUCAAAGAUUUGUUAAAUCCAAAAGUGUAGGACAAGUCAAGAAAUUUGUAGAGCUUAUGAAACAAUUGAAUAUCACAAUACCUUUUACAGAAGUCAUCACGCAAAUGCCCUCAUACGCUAAGUUUCUUAAAGAGAUCUUAUCUAACAAGAAGAAAAUUGAGGAUAACAAAACUGUUACACUUACUGCUGAGUGUAGCGCUAUAAUUCAAAACAAUAUGCCUCAUAAGCUGAAAGACCCAGGGAGUUUCUCCAUACCCUAUGUAAUCGGAAAGUUUGUCAUAGACAAAGCUCUAUGCGACUUAGGAGUCAAUAUUAGCUUAAUGCCCUUGUCCAUAUGCGAAAGGCUUAAAAUGAGAGAAUUGAGACCAACUAGGAUGUCCGGAUAA
Molecule: messenger RNA, 687 nt
Organism: Lathyrus oleraceus (garden pea)
Lineage: Eukaryota; Viridiplantae; Streptophyta; Magnoliopsida; Fabales; Fabaceae
Exons: 1
Coding region: 1-687 (228 amino acids)
Source: RefSeq, a predicted model, not a curated record